AUGUACUCUCAACAGCGACCGCUAUCUUAUGCGCCGACCCCAUACAGCUAUACACCAAACCCGGCCCGGUCGGCGACCAUCAAUCUCGAUGAAGAAGUGAAAUUGAUUUCGAACUCAGGGGAACGGGACCUAUACGAGUCGCUUGCGGAAAUUUACAGCAUAAUUGUCACCCUCGAUGGGCUCGAGAAGGCAUACAUCAAAGACGUCGUCACCGAAGCCGAGUACACAGAGACAUGCACCCGACUACUAAAACAGUACAAAUCCAGUCUGGGCGAUGACACGGUAGCACAGAAAUUCGUGGAUCUGGAAACAUUCAAGCGAACAUGGGGUUUAGAAUGCCCCCGAGCCACGGAACGACUGCGAAUCGGUCUCCCCGCAACCGUUGAGCAAGCCUCGCAUAAUACAUCUACAUCUAAUAAUGCUUCAUCGGGAGGAGGAGGUGCAGGAGGCGCGUCGGGCAGUCUGAUCUUGGCGGCCACAGAGAACUUCAUCACGUUCUUGGAUGCGUUGAAGCUGAACAUGGUAUCAAAGGAUGCGUUACAUCCACUGCUCUCGGAAGUGAUUCAGUCGGUCAACAAGGUGACGGACGGGGAAUUUGAGAACCGUGGUAAGAUUAUCCAGUGGUUGAUCGCGCUGAAUCAAAUGCGGGCGACCGAAGAAUUGAGCGACGACCAGGCGCGAGAAUUGGCAUUUGAUAUCGAGCAGGCUUAUCAAGGUUUCAAAGCCACCUUGAAUUAG
Penicillium angulare is the source of this 738-nucleotide messenger RNA. Its product is annotated as ESCRT-I subunit protein VPS28. Bases 1 to 738 code for a protein of 245 amino acids. Gene Ontology annotation, cellular component: ESCRT I complex. The transcript is spliced from 3 exons. Gene Ontology annotation, biological process: protein transport to vacuole involved in ubiquitin-dependent protein catabolic process via the multivesicular body sorting pathway. Gene Ontology annotation, molecular function: protein-containing complex binding. Lineage: Eukaryota; Fungi; Ascomycota; Eurotiomycetes; Eurotiales; Aspergillaceae. The record is from RefSeq and is a predicted model, not a curated record.